AUGGACGGACAAGACGAAGGGGUGUUAGAUGUGGAUUUAUUAGCUGACGAUGGCUCUGAUGAAGAAUGCGAAGCCCAGCCGUCUUCAGACUUUUAUGCAGGGCCCGCGUCUACACCGACGUCAUGCGCGUCAUCUCCGCGGGGCGAGGAGCCUGCUUCUCCUCUCGCUGUGGUGUCGCAACCAACAUUUUUCCACCACCAAACAUAUACACGCCCGUUUUUCACAUCGGGAAGACGUGGACCGGGACGGCCGCGAAAGGAGGGCGCGAAAUUAGCCCGAGAAGGAAAGAUCGUCAGAAGAUAUAGAGGCAAUGCUGGAUCAGUAAGAGGAGCUAAAAGGCAUCGCACUAGCCGUGACGAGGCUCUUGAUGAUAUGAUGGAUGAAGAUGAUUUCACUAUGCCUGCACCCGAAGAACCCCCCUAUACACCUGAAAAAUGGCCAGGGAAAUUGUGUGCCUUAUGCAAUUUAAGUGAGCGUAGUCAACUCGGUCAAGGAGAAAUGAGGCAAAUAGUUUGUAAUAUAGAAAGUGAGGGUGGUACCACACCAGGGGUCUCAAACUCUGGCGGAGCAACACCGACCAGCAUAACGACACCUAGUACACCAACAUUUCCUCUACCACCCGGUCUUACUUCGCCCUCACCUGAAAUGUUAGAUUCAAAUCAAACACAACAAUCUCUGCCUUUGAGUAGACGUCAAAAAGCUUUUAAUAAGUGCAAAACUCCCCUGUACAACAUGGAACACACAGAUGAGUUAUCAAUUAUUGGAUGGACUGAAUCAUUAGAGCUUCCUGCUGUGGUGUCAUCGGGAAUGUUUUAUAUACAUCGCUGCUGUCUUGAAUUCAGCCCACCUUAUCAAGAUCAAGUUGCGAUCGCAUGUAAUAAUGAUGAUGACAAAGAACAGCUAGAAGAAGCGAGGAUAAGAGGAAUUGUGAUUGCUGCUUUGGGAAGAAAAUGUGCCUUUUGUCAAAGACAUGGUGCUAGUAUACCCUGCAAGAUGAGUUGCAGUAAAUAUUUUCACCUACCAUGUGUUCUUGCAUCUGGUGGUUUCAUGGAUUUUCAAACAAAAUCAUCAUUUUGUAAAGAUCAUUUACAUCAAGCACCAUUAAUAUGUACAGCGGACAUAGACUGUCGAACGUGUCGCACCAUCGGCGAUAUGGCGAAUCUGAUGACGUGCGUCACUUGUGGUGGACACUACCACGGAACAUGCGUCGGUCUCGCUCAACUACCUGGCGUGCGCGCCGGCUGGUCGUGUAGAUCGUGCCGCGUGUGUCAGGUGUGUCGCGGCGAGGCGGGCGGCGGCGCGGGCGGGGAGGCUCGGGCUGUGGCCUGUGAACACUGUGACAAGUUAUACCACGCGGCCUGCCUACGACCCGUCAUGGCCACUGUACCCAAGUACGGUUGGAAGUGUAAGUGCUGCCGCGUGUGUUCCGACUGUGGUGCUCGCUCGCCGGGCGCGGGACCUUCGUCGCGGUGGCACGCGCACUACACAGUGUGUGACUCUUGUUACCAACAGCGCAAUAAGGGCUCGUGUUGUCCCCUGUGUCGCCGGGCGUACCGCGCUGCCGCUUAUAGAGACAUGAUACGCUGUUCCGCCUGUCGGAGAUACGUACACGGGAUGUGCGAUCCUGAAGCAGACCCUCAAAACUACAGACAAAAGAAAGAACAGAAUUCAUCAUAUGAGUACACAUGCCCUAUAUGUAAAACUAAUCAGCAAAUGGCUGGCUCCAAAUCAGGCUCAUUUGAUGAAGAUACAAUGGCUUCAACAUCACAGGAUUCAUCAUUUGGUGAUGAAAAUACACAAGAGCAGGAUCCUCUUGCUAUUGAGUCUAAGCCUGAUGUUGGACUCGGUAAAGGAAAACCAUAUACUGUAUCAUCGGUAGUAGCUAAGAAAAAAAUAGGUGGAUACAAACUUAAGGGAGGCUGUCCUCCAGCAGGAAAAAUAGGUUUUCAAAAACGACAGAGAUCUGUUUUAGAUUUCGGAAGGAAAAGAGGGGCUAAACCAAAGAUGAGGGGUGUGUUUGGAGUCCCUGGCCUGGGCUUGCAAAGACCUCAGGCGCCCGACACCAAAACCUCUGAAGAUGAUCCAGGAGUGGAAAAUAAACUAGUUCUAUGUUCGAGUAAAGACAAGUUUGUGUUGACUCAAGAUCUAUGUGUUAUGUGCGGUGCUGUGGGUACAGACUCUGAAGGCUGUCUCAUAGCUUGUUCCCAGUGUGGACAGACAUAUCAUCCUUAUUGCGUUAAUAUUAAGGUGUCUCAAGUGAUAGUGAGUCUUGGCUGGCGAUGUCUUGACUGUACUGUGUGUGAGGGUUGCGGUUCCCGCGGGGAUGAGCCACUACUAGUGUUGUGUGAUGAUUGUGACACAGCCUGGCAUACAUACUGCGCGCGACCUGCACUGAGCGAGGUGCCGCGCGGCGCCUGGCGCUGUGGACGGUGUAGACGAUGCCUCGUGUGCGGCACUAGGGAUACACCGCUGUGGUGCGACAACUACACCGAGUGCGCUCCGUGUGCGUCCCUAGUGAUGUGCUGCGUGUGUUCGGAGCCGUAUUCGGACGGGGAGCUAAUAAUCCAGUGCACGGCCUGUUCGCGGUGGCUGCACGCGGCCUGCGACUCGAUUCGUUCCGAAGCGGACGCGGAGACGUGCUGCCGGGCGGGAUACAAGUGUACGUGGUGCCGCGGGAGGGAGGUGCCGCCGCCGCAUGCGCUGCCCGGUUCACGCGCGCACAGCCCUCGCCCCCGCCUCACAGCGCACGCGCUCGGCCUCGCCGGAGAAUACUACGUCGACGAUGUGUGUCUGUCGCAGAGAGGAGCGCACCACAUGAAGCAACUGGAGGCUGAGCUCGGCAUCACGCAUACGAGACGCAAACGACGCUUUAAGAACGACAACACUGAAAAAGAUGCCGAAAUAAUGGCAUCUAUUGAAACAGUGGUUCAGAACGUAGAAGGGGAGAUGGGAGACGACUCGAAGCCUGACAGCACCGCUGAAAUAAAGGAGGAACCUGGCUUAUCAUCGACCAAUCUCAAGGAAGGCAUUCUAUGGAAUGUUGCAAAUGAUGGACCAGUUCCCGAAGGCUUCACUAUUUACACAACCGACCUCGGACUAACGGUUCUUCGGCGGAAACGACAAAGAAAUCUUAACAAGCUCGGCAUAGGGGGCUUUGUUGUUCGACAGAGACAAACUACAAAAGCUCAGGCUGAUGAUGAGAAAGAUGGAGACGGGACACAGGGCUCUGGAGAGUCGCCCAGUAACAAGCGCAAGCCUCGUCGGAAGCCGCGGUCUAAGUUGAUGGAGCAAUUUCCCUCGUACAUGCAGGAAGCGUUUUUUGGAAAAGACUUGCUCGAACCCGUGAAACCUGCAAUGGGUUCAACAGGCUCGGGGGAUGGAGAAGGUCUGUUAGGAGAUCGAGAGAACUCUGACAGCGAGUCAGACGACGUGUUGUCAGCUCUACAUACAUUUAACGAACACGACACUACCGUGUUUAUAACACUCAACACAGAAGAAACGGAGCUGCUGCAGUCACUUAAACCUAAGGACGAAAAGGACGAUCCGUCCACAUUGAACAUUGAGCAAGUCAAGAUAAAGACUGAGUGUGAUGAAAGUCAACUUAAACAUACAGAGGACUCCACUGCUCUCAAGAACGCGAUACUCGGCCCUCAGCCCAGCCCCGACCAAGCCGACCACGCGCCGCACGCGCCGCACCCGCCCGCCAAUGAACAGAACACCGAGAGCGCCCCACAAUCAUCCGUAAUGUCCGCUAAGGAGGAGCUGUCUCUGCUGGGAGUGUCGCUAGAUACUCUGCCUGACAUGGACAGCAACGAUGUGGACGAGAUAUUCAAGGGAGUACUCACAGACGACUCACAGGAAUCUCAAGAGUCGUCAGUUUCCUAUGUGAAUUCCAUGGCCGGUACCCCGUAUUCUCAGCAGCGGCAGCAGUUACAGAGUCCCAUGGAUUACGCUUCACCUUACCAUACAGAAUUCGGUAGUAGCAGUUCUCUCAGUCCGUUGUACGAGUGUGGUUCAGGCGCCGGCUCGUGGCCCGACGCGCCCGCGCCACCGCCCUCUUAUAACCAACGCAGCGCCGAUAAAAUGCGUGCCGACGAAAGUUUAGGAUCAGCAGCGACUAUAUCAGCAGUGCUGUAUGCGAACACCAACCAUCCGGAAUGGAAGACCGAGUUCCCCAACUGGGUGGACCGCUGCAAGCAGAUACUGAAGAAAUGGCGGGCCCUGCCCUCCGAGCAGAAGGCGCCGUACUUACAGAAGGCGAGGGACAACCGCAGCGCAAUCCGCAUGAAGAAGGCGCAGCAGAGCUCCGGCGGCACUGACGACGGCGGGCGCUCCCCUGCUGGCCCGCCGCCCGCAGCCUCGCCCGCCCCGCCCCCGCAGCCCGCACCCCCGCAGGCCCCGGCCGUCCCCCCGCAGGCCCCGACCACCGGCGCCCCGGUGCGCGCCCCCAACGUGACGGUGACGGCGGGCGGGCUCCUGGAGGCGGACGCGCACAUCCGCGUGCUCACACCCUCCGAGAUCAUGCGCACGCUGCCGCGGCUCGCGCCCCCUCCCGCGACCCCCGCGCACCCCGCCACCCCCACACCGCACUCCGCCGACACGGAGCAGGAGAGGGCGUGCGGCCAGCAGAGGAGCGCCCGCGAGGCGGAGCAGGAGCGGCAGUGGAAACAGCUGCAGCAGAUGAGGCAGCAGCAGACACAGCAGCAGCAGCAGAUCAUACACGACCAGCGGAUACAAGCAGCGAUGCAGCGUCUCCGCACGGAGGGCAGCCCGCCGGGUGCGACGCCGCCCCCCACCCCGGCAGCACUGCCCGGCCCCGCCCCUCCCCCCCACGCUGCUCCUCACCGGUUCCCUCUGUACUCCACCAACGAGGACAUCAACCGCCAGCUGCGGGACCUGCUGCAGCGACAUCCUGAGAAGAUGUGGCCUGGACCUUCUGGCGAGGAGUCUCCAGCGGGUUGUGUGGAGGGCGGAGGCCCGUCCUUCCGUCCGCCGCUGCCGGUGCCUCUCCGACCGCGCGCUCCCUUACAUCACGCACAUAGACCAGAACAUAUGAUCAUUCAACAUCGCUUGGUGUUUUCGGACGGCGGUCAGAUGCAGCAGAACGUCCAGAACUCCUCGCUGCAGCAAAUCAUGGAGCAGAAACAAGUCACCCAAGGAAACAUGAGCAGUAACGACAAACAAGACAGCGGUCCAGAACAGGGAACCGACGAAAUGGAUAUUGGAGACAUGGACAAACUGGAACAAGACACCGGGAACAUUGGAGAGGUUGACAUCUUGACUGGUCUUGGAGCGGAGGACGACGAAGAACUGCUGGAGUCUCUGACGGCUGAGAUCGGCGAACAGUUCAACAUACUGGAGUACGCUGACCCCGAGCUGGCCGCGCUCAACGACGAGACGCUGCUGGACGGACUGGACCUGCCCGACGACGUGCAGCACCACAAGAGGGGCAACACUGAUGACGCUGAUCAAAAAGGAGACAACAAAAUGGACAGCGACUUGCAAACGGCAGUCAAAAAUGUAGAGCCGAAAUCUGAGAUGAAAAGUGAACCGGAAGUGAAAACUGAAUUGCAAGACGUCAAGCCGGAAGUGCCGGUUUCAUCGAGUAUGGGUCAAAUGUUCCCCGACGGAGUGCCAAGAGUGAUCACGCAGAAUCAACAAAUAGCUUUACACUCGGCCAUGCAAGCCAUGCAGGCCAUGCAGGCGGUGAAGGCCGAGGUGAAGGCUGAGGGAGAGGACAAGGACGGCGACUGGCCGCGACCUGUGUUCUCACACAUGUAUGGGCUGCAGCUACCUGCGCAGACACAGGUUCCCAAUGUCCGCGCCGGCCCGCCCGCAACCACUCAACAACGGCCGCAGGGACAGUUUGUUAAUCAACACGUGCAGUUCUCACAGGGCGGUGUGAGUGCGAGUACUCAAAGUAUCGUGAACGCUAUGACGGCUCAAGUACAAGCAGCCCUGGCCGCGGGGCGCGCCAUAGCCCCCGGGACUAGGCUAUUGGGGGCUGACGGGGCUGUGGGGGUCGUAAGACAUGAUCGAUCUGUGGCGCUCGCUGUACUACCACAUUCAGCCGCUCGUGGUAUGGUGAACGCCGCUCGUCCUCAUGCGCCACCGCCGCUGCGUCAGGACACGCCUGUUGCUGCAGGUGCCGCUCGCAGCGCUCCCCCGCCGCCCUAUCCCGGCCUGCGCGCUCCGCCGCCGCCACCCUACCCGCAGCUACAACAGGCGCCCUUUGACGCGGACGCGUGGGGCGACUGGCUGCACCGCCGCCCGCUGCUGCUGCAGAACGUAAACCAGGAGCAACCGUUGCUUCUGGAGGAGCUGUUGGAGCAGGAGAAGCGCGAGCAGGAGCGGGAGGGGGGCGACUGGGGAGCGGCGGGGCCCGGCCCGGCGCCCCCCGCGCCCCCCGCCGCCGCCGCCGCCCCCACUGUGCCACUGUUCGCUGGCUCCGCCCCACCACAACCUCCCACGCCUCCAGACCGAGCGCUCUCCGACGCCGAUCACCACGCUCGCCUCGUGUACGAGCAGUGGCUCAAGCAGUACAACACCUUCGCGGCCGACCAGCUGCGCUACUAUGAGCAGGAAGUGCAGAAGUUGCGCAAGAUUCGCAAGUCGCUGAAUAGUAAGCAGCGCCAAUUAAGAAAAUCCGGAAAUGAGUUAAUGCCUAACGAUGCUGCUGAACUCCAACGGGUUUCGACAGAGCAGCAGGCGCUUCAGAAACAUUUAGAAGCUGCUAGAAAACAAGCUAGACAGCAUAGUAUGCUAAUACAGGAGUACGAAACAAAACAACGUCAAACAAAUCCACAGCUAGCCCAACAGACCAUUAUAAACCAAUCACAAAUCGGAAGUCAAACAGUCUUUGCCCAAAAUCAAAACAUAACACAAAAUCAACAAAUGCAACAACAGACAAUCAAUCGUACUAUGCAAAUAGGUCUUCAAGGUUCUCAAAUACAACAGCAAACGUUGAUACGAACACAGCAAACGGUUCUCGGCUCUGACGGACAACCGAUGUCGCAGCAAAGAAUCGGCCUCGUCACCUCGCCUAUGAAUACACAAGGGAGGAUCCUACAAGGUGGUCGGACGCUUGUGAUCGAGCAGGCGGGGGCGCCGCAGCAGCAACUAGUCCGGCAGCUGUCCGGUGUACAGGAUAGGCCGCAGUCGGUGGGAGGCAUCGUCCAAUUCAGCCAGCAGCAGCUCGGUGGCGUGCGAGGUCCUGCUGGUGGGCCCGCCCCCAGAACACCAGCCCGUCCAGCGAUGUCGCCCCUUCACGUACAGUCACCUCACUCGCAGUCUCCUCACCACUCGCUCGCGCCGCAAUCCCCCCUGCAUCCCAUGCAGUCGCCGAUGCAGUCUCCACUGCACUCUCAACAGUCGCCGCUUCACCACACGUCACAGUCGCCCUUGCAUCCUUCGACCCAAUCGCCUCUCCACUCGCAGCAGUCGCCGAUGCAUGUGCAGCAGAAUUCUAAUAUGACUCAGCAGAGUCCGAUGCAUCCACAACAGAGUCCGAUGCUCCCACAGCAAAGCCCGAUGCAUCCUCAACAAAGCCCUAUGCACCCUCAGCAAUCUCCGAUACACCAACAGUCACCCAUGCAUUCUCAGAAUCAAAUGACUACGCAACAUUCUCCGAUGCAUCCUCAGCAAAGCCCUAUUCAUCCCCAACAAAGUCCUAUGCACCCGCAGCAGAGUCCCAUGCAUCCGCAGCAGAGUCCGAUGCACUCACAACAGAGUCCAAUGCAUCCACAACAAACUUCGAUGCAUCCUCAGCAGAGUCCAAUGCAUUCCCAACAAUCACCGAUGCAUAUGCAACAGUCACCAAUGCACACACAACAGUCGCCGAUGCAAUCCUCGAUGUCUCCCCAGCAUUUCUUGCAGCAACUGCAAGCUCAAAGGACGAGUCCUCAAUUGCCAACUCCUAGUCGUAGUCCACAGAUUUAUCAACAAUCGCAAAUUCAAAGUCCAGUUGCUUCUCACUCUCCCCAAAUGCAAAACGCUGACUACACGUCGGGCAGAUUUCCCCGCCCAACAUCGGGUUGCUCUCCACUACCGACCCGUUUUGCAAGACCACCUCAUCACCAGCAAGGUAUGAGAGUAGGAGUGCCUUUUGUUAAUCGUCAACAAACAUCACCACUAGGAAGUCCGCAACCUCUUCCAUCACCAGGAAAUAAUGCCAAUGAAAUGACGCGUCAACAACUGCUUCAGCGUCAGCAGUACAGCCCUAUGGGAGGAGCGCCAUCAUCUCCAUCGUUAUCUCGUUCGCCGCACGUGGCACGCACGCCCACACCGUCUGCGUCACCAGCCGCGUCUCCUGCGCCUCAUCACGACCACGGCGGCGGACACCACCACCAUGUAGCUCCAAUUCCCCCCGGUUAUAGAUACUUUAAGCCCGGCCUGUUUGGCGGAGCACCCGUCUGGCCUAACAAGGACGACGAUAGGCGACGCGCGACCCAUAUAAACAAAGUAUCCAUUCUUAAACGCCGAACACCACCCAGACCAAGAUUCGCGGGUAAGACGGCGCCUUGUGGCGACCGCUCGGAGGAUGCCGGAGACACGACGGACACCAGGCAAUACGUUCUCUAUGCAUCUACUACUUCGGACGACGCAGCAGGCAUGACUUUUUCUAAAGACGAUGAUGAUGACGAUUUUCAAGAAUUUGUCGAGAAUUUGGAUGAUGAUGACAUUGUUGUAGUCGAGCCCGGUGCUAUCUCUCCAGAGGAACGAAUAGCCACAGAAGAAGAUUUCGAAGAACUUAUCGACAGCGGGAAACCGGAGGACGAGGUGGAGGAAGAAGUUUCUCAAGAGAAGCCUAUUACUAGGACAGAAACAACGACUAAGACUGUUGCAGUAAUAAGUCUAGCACCAGCAAAGCAGCCGUCAUCUAAUAUGCAACAAUAUAAAUUACUAAAUCCCUCUCAAAGCUCUGCAUUAACGCGCCUACCGGUAUUAAGUGCUACAGUGAUUUCACCACACUCUAACGCAAAAAUUUUAAAUGAGGUCUCUCAAGCUACGGUUGCGUCCGUUUCUAUCGCUAAUCACACUAUAUCCGUUCCAGUAUUAAAAAGUCUUUCUGUCCCAAUCGCUAAUGUCACCGGUCAUGCUAGCGGGAUGGCAAAAUCACAAAUCAAAAAAGUUCCCUUGAAUAUAAGUAAUUCACCAAUGACAGUAAAUAUGUCAUCCUCUCUAUCAAAGCCAAUAAGCUCGGUUAUAAGUGUAAUAUCUUCAAAUGUAAAAAAUGCAACGGUUAACCCGGUUAUAACGUUGGCUACAUCUAACACAGUUGCUGGUGCCACGAGAGUUCCAGUACCUUUACUGACGCAACAUCAAGUUAAACAAAAAAUAGUAAAAACUAUAGAGAAACCAAUGGCUUUAUCAUUGUCUAACACAAAAUUGUCAAGUCUUUCGGUGACUCACGACGCAACAUUACCAGCCAAAAUUUUCCAAGAUGAUGUCGCUUCACCUGAUAGUACUGUAUCUACGGAAAGUAAUUUAGAAAUGCAAAACCCUACUUCAUCACGACAUAUAAUGUCGAUUUCGUCACAAGAUCACGCACAGACAGAGCAAAAGUCUAACAUUUUAAAGGAGUCAAAUAAAGACAUCGAUAUAGAGUCUGAAAUAAGUAAACAAACUGAACUUCCACAUACUAUUUGUCUCUCCGACAGAACCCCACUUCUCCUUGGCAAAGCAGAUAUUAAAAGUCCCGACCCCAUACCCGAAAAAAUACCUGAUAAUAUAAUGGAAGGUGACGAUGAAGAUAAGCCUGAAGAUAACCUCCAAAGUCACCUUCUACUAUCAUAUAAUAAGACAAUACAAGAUCAAAGUAUUCUAAAUCCGCCUGCUACUGAUAAAAAACCUGAAGAAAAUGUGGUAAAAACAAUUAAAGCCAUUGCUAAUCAAACCAAAGAAAUGGUCAUAGACUCUAACAUGCAAAUUACCUCUGAUUUAACACAAGAUUCAGUUCAGAUUUCGAUACCAUCUCCGACGCCGUCGCAAGAACGAUAUUUGAACGACAUUACUAUGCGUGAACAUUCGGAAACGGUUGAAGGUAACCAAAAACAUGUCGAAUCUUUUGAAGAAAUGCUCUGUUUGAUAGAAAAUAUAACAGAUGAAGCAAAAAAAUUCGCGAUGAAACAAUCUAACCCUAAAACCAGCUCAGCGCCUACUCCGAGUAAUGUUCCGCAGGCUAAGAAUCGUAAUGUUGUGUCAAAACAAGAAGUUAAAGAACAAGAACAAUCCUCUUUUCCACCAAGGGAAGUUGAAAGGCUCAAUCUUCAGUCGGCUACAGUACCACAACUGUCUCCUUUAUCUCAACCAGCCGAAUUAACGUCUAACAUGGCCAAUGUAUCACAACAGCUGCGAACUAUUAUGUCUUCGCUCAACACUAACACUUCCAAAGCUGAAACACAGACAGUUAUGAGGAAAUCUAGUGAACCUACUACUCCAACGCAAGUCAAUUUUGAAAAUUUGCUUCCUUCAUCUAAAGUUGAAGUAACUACUUCAAGACCAUCCCCGAUACAGAGAAUGGAAAAACCUCAAACUUCUACUUCUUGUUCUGAGCCAGUACCAAUGAGUGCUGCACAAGUAAUAGGAUCAAGGGUCAAUGCGUUGUCUUCUGUUGGACAAGCUCGAAAAUCUCCAACAGUUUCACCUAUUAGUUCACCAGUUGGCAUUUCGAAUCAAAAUCUUAUGAAGUCUCCAGCACAAUCUCCUCUAAUAAAUAAUCAAUCGUAUACUGUAAAUGAUGAACCGCAAACGACAUCCAUGUCCACGCAAAUAUUACAAAUGCCAGCUCUAUCUAAAAUACAUAGUAGUUCAUCAGUACCUACUUCACUUAUGCACGGAAACAAUAUUAUUACAACUAGUGUAAGCAAUUUUCAAAAGUCACAAACGUUACCUUCGAGUAUUCUAGGCCAUACUUUAUUACAGCCGACGAGACAAAUAAAUACAAGUAGUUUACAGUUCAAUCCACAAAGUAUAAGUUCUAGUCAACCGCCUGCCUUAGUCAUGACUUCGAGGACAAUAAUUGGUAACAAAGAACCAGCACCCAAUGUCACUGUACGUACACAUAGUAUCGUCAGUCCGGGAAUGAAUCAAAUGCAAACUAAAGUUUCACAGGGCAGUAUUAACUUUAUAACAUCUUCGAAACUGUUACACACACAACUGACGUCACCAUUAAAACGAUCAAAAUCGACAGAUGAACCAAAGACUGAAGUGAUCGUCGGUCACAUUCAACCUACAAAACGACACAGUGUUGAAUCGGUGACGGUUAAAUCUGAACCAAUGGAAACUGAAGAGUCCAGUAAUGUGCCAACGACCACGCCUGAAAGUUCUGUUAAUAAAAUAAUACAGCAAAACGUAGUUAAUCAAAGAAACGAUGAGUCCCAGAAUGUGUUACUGAAACAAUUACUACAAACUACUACUACUUCGUCAAGUGUAGUUCCUCAAAGAACAAUGACAAUCCAAAGAACGGCGCCGGCGCUAGGUACUAUUCCUUCGUUAGAAGCACAACUAGCUAGACCAUCGAUACCACCCCCCACGCUUUCCCUCUCACAAGAGGUCGAUAUACCUAAAAACUCACCUCGACACAUAACAUCUGUGAGUUCCCAUUUCGCAAGUCGUUCGAUGCAGUCAACUAUGUCUACAUCUACAUUAUCUCCUCUCAUACAGACGUCAACACAAUCUUUAAUGGACGUAAGAAAGCAACCGAUGAAAAUAAUGAAUAAGGAGGAAACCACGCCACUGCCAGAGUGCUCUCCAACAAUGAAAACUCUACCAAUGUAUCCGAUGAGUAUAGAUAACCAACACCAACCUAUAAAGAAGGAAGUCGCCCCACCGCAACAAAGUCCCGUACAUCGUCCAUUUACUCCCUUAGAUGUAAAGAAAGAAUUGCUAGAUGAAAGCUCCCAGCAAUCAGCGACCUCUGGUGUAUCAACAGCUUCAGAUCAAGGAAAACUAGAACAACCGAUGAAAGAAGAAUAUCCUGAAAGCAUUAGUAUGGAACACUCAUCAGAUAUAAACCCGUCGGAAACGCCUUCUGAGGCUAAGAAACGUAAGCGUCGAGAAUACCAACAAAAGAAACGUAAACAAAUGCAAUUGAACAUGAAAGCUGCUGCUGAGAAUAACAUGAGCUCUAUCAAUGCUAAAAAGAGACCUCGUAAGGGUUCAAGGUAUGAAGAGGACUAUGAUACGUUUAUAGAUAAUUUAAUGGCGCAAUUGAGACUACUACCGCCUAUGCAAAUUCAAGAACCCUCACUCACUACUAAUUUUGCUGUUUGUCCAUUAUUUGGUUCUGGUGAUUUAACUAAACUCAAAAAUCAGGACUAUGAUAUUCUAAAGGGUGACUUAUUAGGGGAGUUCGGUAAUGCUAAAAUCCCUAAUGUAGCUGAUUAUUACAAUACUAAACCAUUUGGCGAUGAAGAACCCUUACCAGAGAAAUCUACCGCUUCUACUCAAAGAGGAUUUUAUGACCAAGAAUUUCAACCCAUUGUAUUUGAUGAAGAUCCAGAGGAUAAGAAACUUGAUUUUAUUUGUAAAGAAAGAGAUACGGAAACACCUGAUACUAUUGUUAGUUGUUCAAGUCCUGAAGGUUAUGAAAUUGAGCUUGACGAUAGUUUUCCCUUCCUUAAACCUAUCGAUGAUGAUGAUGAAGAUGAAGACGAAGAAGCAUCUCCAUCCGGAAAAGUUUCCCCCAUCAUACCUCUCAUAGCUCCCAUUCCAAUUAGAGUUAAACCUUGUUCACUGUAUCAGUUGAAAGACGAAGAAGAUAAUCAGAAAUCACUCAAGUGUUUGGAUUCAGAUGCUCCUCUCAAGACGAAAGGCGACGACUCUCCUAGUAGUUCUGAGAGUAAUGAAAACGUUACAGUAACUCUCACUCUUACAUCUGGCGCUGCCGAAGAUAUAUUAGGUGUAUUGAAAGAACUGGCCGGAAUAUUGCAUAUCCCUCCACCUACAUCGUAUCAAAUCAUCGAACGCACGGCUACCCCACCAUCACACAAGCUGGGUCUAUAUAGAUCUAAAGGCAAAGAUGGCAAAGAAGGAACGCCUAUUGAUAUACAAAGUAUAUUAAACGGAGCUGCCAAAUUCUGUCGCCAUUGUGACGUUGUUAUCUUAGAUUCAGUGGUGAGAGCGAAGGCAUCAGAGUUUCCUCUAUUAGCAGCAAACAAAGGAAAUGCUGAAGAAAUUCUGUGUGAUAGUGAUUCAGAGCUAUACUUCUGUAGUACACAGUGUUAUGAACGGUUUGCCUGGCGACCAACUAAUAUUAUAUUGGACGGCAAAACUAAAAUUGCAAAUGUUAAAGAAGAUAAUAAAUCAGAUGUCGAAACUAAUCUUUCCAAAGACAGAGACGAUUUCGACACAGCAUCCACUGAGAGCAUGGAAACUGACGACUUGGAUAUUAAACCAGACAUCAAAGACGAAAAAAUGGAUUUGUCUUUCAUAGACUCCUUAGAUAACGACGAAUUGAUGAAAGAGGUCGGUGAUGACGUCAGCGCUCUGAAUGAAGACUUGAAGAGUAUCGAACAGGACGAUAAGAGUAAUCAAAGCGUCGAGACGGAGAAGUUCAAAGGGAUUCGGUACAAGACAUGGUCACCAGGCUGCAUCGGACCACCCAUCAAAUAUAAACGACCUACGGAUCGUGAGCUCACCGAGCUAGUGUUCAGGACGGGAGUGGCCAUUAUGCCCGUCACCAAUGAAGACACUCGGAAAUGUGAACUAUGUGGGAUACAAGGAGACGGAGUGGCGGACGGGGUGUCGAGGCUGCUCAACUGUGACGUCGACAGAUGGGUUCACUUGAACUGUGCUCUGUGGUCGGAGGGCGUGUAUGAGACAGUCAGUGGAGCCUUAAUGAACGUGGACACGGCUCUGGUGGCCGGGUCGAACGCUACGUGUGCGGUGUGCCGCCGUCUAGGAGCUACCGUGCGCUGCUUUAAAGUCCGCUGCGGAAGUGUCUACCACUUGGGGUGUGCUGUCAAAGAUAAUUGUGUCUUCUACAAGAAUAAAACCGCCUUCUGCGCAUCUCACGCCCCUAAGAACGAAAAAGACAAUGAACUAACGACUCUGAGUGUGGGUCGGCGGGUGUACGUGUGUCGUGACGAGCAGCGCCAGGUGGCGUCCGUGAUGCUUCACUCCGACACCAACCACCUCAUCCGUGUGGGAGGACUCAUCUUCCUCAGUCCUGGACAUCUCCUCUCACAUCAACUCGCAGCCUUCCAUACGCCAAAUUACAUCUACCCCAUCGGCUACAAAAUCGUUCGUUUCUACUGGUCGAUGCGUCGCGCGAACAGUCGCUGUCGCUACGUGUGUUGGAUCUCCGAGGACGACGGCCGGCCGAGGUUCCACGUGCGGGUACAAGACGAGUCCAGACACGAGAUGAGCGCGCCCACACCGCGCGCCGCCUGGGCUGCCGUUUUGGAUGCCGUCGCCGCUCUAAGAGACGGACGGAAGGAAGCGGGCGAGGAGGGCGUCUUGAAACUGUGGCCCAACUACGUGACCGGGGAAGAUCUAUUCGGACUCACGGAACCCGCGGUCGUUAGGGUACUAGAAAGUUUGCCAGGUAUCGAAACGUUGACGGACUACCGGUUCAAGUUCGGUCGCUCGGCGCUGUUGGAGGGCGGGCUGGCCGUCAACCCGUCGGGGUGUGCACGUGGGGAGCCGCGCUGUGCCCGCUCGUGGAGACGCGCGACCCGCUCCCUACUGCCCGCGCCGCCCGUACCCACGCCGCAACCCACCUCGCUCACUCCACACGACCCCGCACACCAGACGCACCCCGCCUGCCCCUACUCUAAACAGUUCGUGCACACCAAGAGCAGCCAGUACAAGAAGAUGAAGCUCGAGUGGAGGAACAACGUCUACCUGGCCAGAUCCAAGAUACAAGGCCUAGGUCUCUACGCAGCCAGAGAUCUCGAGAAACACACGAUGGUGAUAGAGUACAUAGGAGAGAUCAUACGGUCAGAACUCUCCGAGAUCCGGGAGAAGAAAUACGAGGCUAAGAACCGCGGUAUCUACAUGUUCCGGCUGGACGAGCGGCGCGUGGUGGACGCGACCCUGUGCGGUGGACUGGCGCGGUACAUCAACCACUCGUGUCAACCCAACUGUGUGGCAGAGACAGUGGAGGUGGACCGACAUCUGAGAAUCAUCAUCUUCGCUAAGAGACGCAUCGCGCGCGGGGAGGAGCUGGCAUAUGACUACAAGUUCGACAUCGAGGACGACGCUCACAAGAUCAUGUGCAUGUGCGGCGCGCCCAACUGUCGCAAGUGGAUGAACUGA
Danaus chrysippus (African queen) is the source of this 15261-nucleotide messenger RNA. The record is from the annotation of a GenBank genome assembly. Lineage: Eukaryota; Metazoa; Arthropoda; Insecta; Lepidoptera; Nymphalidae.